AUGAGCACAAUUAUCUUAACAUUUUUGGUUUUUAAAGCGUUCCUUUCAAACGUUGAUGGUAUCGAUUCGGAUCGGUUUCAGAAUUACGUCAAUGAAUGUGAAAGAACUGAAAGGGGAAAAAACGCUACAGUUUACAGACAGCUGGAAGUGGAAAAGAAAUUACUAAACAAUCGCAUAUCCAGACUUCAUUCGGCCCUAGCAAAAUUUGUGGCCUGCCUUUCUCAACGCUACGAGAAUGAAGAGUGCCUGUAUGCUUUUACGUUAUCAAGCAAAAAUUAUCCUGGCAGUGGAAACAUAACAGACAGGUAUAAUUUUCAGAUGAAAAAUAGCUAUCCAAGCGACAAAAACGCAAACGCGCAAGUUAACAACGUCAGUCAAACCAUUCAAUCAAACAUUCUCCGAACAUUAUACGCGUCUACAGCUGACCAGCUAACAAAAACCGAAAAAUUGAAGUCUCAGUUGAACGGUUUACAGUGCGAGCUAAAGAGAAGUAAAAAUAACGAAAAAAUUUUAGAAGAGAAGUUGAAAAAUAACUGUUCAAAGAAAAUCAUUUACGAAAAAGACGUAAUAUUUUCCGAGAGCAAAUCCAAAAACGAAGGCAGCAAUCCUCCAAAAUUAAUUUCAGUUAUAAAAAAUUCACUACAGAUAAAAAAUAUUUCAAAAAAUGUGGACGGGCCAGCCAACAAAUCAGUUCUUCAGUCACGCGCAACUCUGUCGCCAUUGUUAUUCACGCUGCCACCAUUCUCCUUCACCACAUCAAUCUUCCUAAAACCACCCUCUUUUUCAUUAUUUUCCCAACGUCCACAACAAACGAAGCAACCAAACCUUUUACAGUUCCAGCCAAUCGACAUGGCAAACGUCCUAAUUAGUACCCUAACUCCGCCCCUAACAAAACGUCACCAAAAGUGCCCCGGGUUAAAAAGCGCCGUACUGUCCAACAGUCGUCUGUCCAUUUUAGAAUCAGUCAUAGACGACAAAAAUAAACUGAUUGACGUCUUAGAGAAUAACCAGCAGAAAUUGAUAAAAACUCUUUUGAAGCAGCAGCGGCUCAUGCUAGCAGCCAACAAACUCAUUGAGAUGCAGCGCUAUUUCAUCAACGUUUCUAACUCCAGGUCGCAAAUCGAGGUUGCAAAAGUCGUAAAUAACUGCGUGAAACUUAAUGACGAGAUGAGUCAGAUAGUAGCCAGUGGCAACUAUCUUAAUGAGGGAGAUAGAGUGUUACACGAUGCUAACAAUGCUUAUAAAAGAAAUAUGCAUAGGGCUGAUUACCACAGUUUCGGCGCCAACAACAUCAACAACAAUAAUAACAACAACAACAACAAAAAUAGUAAUGAUAAUAAUAACAAUAACAACAACAGAUUUCAAAUUCUUAUCGAUAAUAAUAAUAAUCAUAAAAAAGUUAGUGGUAGUACUAGUAACGGUAGAGGUAGGAGUGGUAGUUAUAGUAAUAGUAUUAUUGACACAAGUAGUAGUAGUAGUAGCGACAGCAGCAACAGUGGUAGUAGCAGUAGUAACGACAACCUUAACAGACUUACCGGUUUUAAUGGGAAAAAACAUAGACGGAUAAUCAAAAACAGAAAGCCAGACGCGAGAUUAAAAAUAUUUCUAAAAGGAUUGAACCAGAGAAACAAAGAGAACCUACUAAGGAUCAGAUAUAGAUCGCAGUUGGAUAAGUUAAUGUCACUCAGAGAACAUCUAUCUAAACUGAACUCCAAGAAUAAUAAAGCACCGGGAAAUAUUCCGAAUGAUUUUCAAAGAAAUAAUAUUAAUAAUAAAAACAAUAAUAAUAAUAAUAAUUAUGACUAUGGCGAUUAUGGUGAAACCACAACCACAACGAAUAAAAUGUUUUUUGGAAAAAUUUUUAAGCCAAAUUUUGAGAGAAAUUUUGAAGUUGAGGUACAGAAAUUAUCGCCAAUGCUUACAUCUGGUUUGAAAUCUGUUUUCAAAAAUAAAAAUGACAAAAUGAAUAUUGUUGAAAAAGAAGUGAAUGAUGAAGUUAAUGUUGACAAAAAUGACGUUCAAAAAUGGAGAUUUUUUAAAGUACUCCCUGAGUACUUUGCUGUAACAAAAAGUUUUCACAUCAGCAACAAAAGUAACAAAAACAUUAAUAACAUUAACAACAAUUACAUCAACAAAAACAACAACAACAACAUCACAGAUUUAAACGGCAGAUAUGUCCCCGACCUCAAAAAUUACUUGAAAUUCAUGAAUGACAACAACCAAAUUUUUGCAAACAACAACAACAAGAACAUUACCAAAAACAUCAACAACAACAUUAACAACAACAUCAAAGACGAAACAAAUAACAACAACAAAAACAACAAUGACAUCAAUAACAUCAACAAAAACAACAACUAUGGCUCUUUCGAAAAUUUUUUCCAACAAAUUGUUGUCGACGACAUGAAGUUUAGAAAACUUUCAAACGUUUUGACAACAACAACAACAAAGAAACGAAAUGAAAUUAACGGCAUAGAUUACAACAACAACAACAUUAACAUCAACAACAACAAUAACGACAAUAUUAACCGGAAUUUUUAUAACAAUAAUCUUGCUUAUCGCAAUUUAAACAAUGCAAAUAGCAACAACAAUAAAAAUGUCUACGAUUACAACAACAACGACAUCAACAACAAUAUCAACCACAAAUACAACAGCAACAACAAACACACAUUAAACAACAACGUUCAUCCUUGGAUUGUUGAUGAUUCGGGUUUCAAAAAUUUUUUAAAAAUCUCACCCAAAACGGCAAUAGAUUCUAACAUUAACAACAACAUCAAUGACAUCAACAACAACAACAACAAAAACCACAACAGCAUCAACUUCAUCAACAACAACCACAACAACAAACAUUUUUACAAUAACGUUGACACUAUUAUAAAAACUGAACCAAACAUUAUAACAACAUCAAAAACAGCUGCUACUACUACUACUACUACCGCUACUACUACUACUACUACUACUACUACUACUACUACUACUACUACUACUAUUACAUCAACAACCACGACAAGAGGAACGACAACUACAGUGUCUAGCACAGCAGCCACAAAAUCGCAACCAGCAACAACAACCACAACAACCACAAAGUAUGACGCCAUCAACAGAGGCAGCAGCAGCAGCAGUAGUAGCAACAAGAUAAGCAAAAACAAAAUUAAUACCGGCGGAAAACACGGGAAACACUUUGAUGUAAAUGCAACUAGUGACGUCAUCGUCAUUGACGACGACGUCAGAAAAAUAAUUUACAACAAGUUGAAAAACAUCAACAACAACAGCAACAGCAGCAACAACAACAAAAACACAAAAAACAACAACUACUACUUCCUCUCGAAAAACUUUGACAACAAAACGAACAACAAUCGCAACAGCUUAUCUCUUAAUAACAAUGCAAUAUACAACAAUAACAACAACAAUAAUUACAUUCCAAACAACAACAAAUUAGGCAACGACAACUUUAACUACAAUCACAUUACAAACGACAACAAAAAUAUGGCCAACGAUAACAACUACUACAAAUCAAAAAAUAUUUUCCAACCAGGGAAAAAUUUUAACCAAUACAGACCGAGCUAUAAUUACAAAACAAACAACAAAAACAUCAAUAACAUUAACAUAAACAAUAACAAACUUAACAACAACAAUUACAAAGACAACAACAACAACAUUAACAAUAAAGACAUCAACAGAAAUAUAGUGCAUGGUCCUUGGGCUGUUGAUGAUGUUCAAUUCAAACACAUCGCAUCAAAUAUACCCAAUGAGACCACUACAAAAACGGGAAAGAAUUACAACAACAAUGGCAACAACAACAACAACAUCAUUAAUGUCAGCAACAACAUUGGCAACAACCCAAACAAAAUUAACAACAAAUCAAACAAAGGCCUCCACCAAAUAAACAUGCACGGAUCGAAAGAAAAUAAUAACCAAAUGAAUAAAAAUAACAUUAAAUUAUUAAAUAACAUUAACAACAAAAACAUCAUCAACAACAACAACAACAACAAAAAUAAUAGGGCGUCCCAUCCUUGGUUGGUUGAUGACGUUAAAAUCAAGCAUACCUCAAAAAAUAUUUCUAACAAGACAACCAUAGAAGUAAAACGACAUGACGUCAUCCUCAACAACAACAACAGCGUAAGCUACAACAACAACACAAACAACUUCAGUAAUCGAACUAUGCUUUCAAAACUUUCCAUUUUGAAAAAUAUACUUUUGAAUAAUUUUCCAAAAAAAUUUGACAACGCACUUAAUCAAUCUAACGUUAAACAACGACAAAAUGCCCAACAACAACAACAGCAUCAACAUCAACAACAACAAAAACAGCAACAACAACAACAACAACAUCAACAACUACAACAACAACAACAGAAACACUUGAUACGAAAAGAACUAGCGUUACGAACGCAUCAACUACUCCAACAGCAACUGCAACAACAACGUGAAUUACAACAACUACUCCUACUCAAGCAGAAAGAUGGGGCAUUCAAGAAACAUCAACAUUCAAUACAUCAACAUCAACAACAACAACAACUGCAACAACAACAACAACUUCAACAGGAGCAGAAUCAAAAACAUCAAUUGUAG
Helobdella robusta is the source of this 4566-nucleotide messenger RNA. RefSeq lists its product as hypothetical. The coding region runs from base 1 to 4566 and encodes 1521 amino acids. The transcript has 7 exons. The record is from RefSeq and is a predicted model, not a curated record. NCBI's taxonomy places the organism in Eukaryota, Metazoa, Annelida, Clitellata, Rhynchobdellida, Glossiphoniidae.